AUGGUUUUAACAUCACUAUUCAAGUAUGCUGCAUAUGACGUCUGUGAUUUGCUACCUAUCGCCUGUUUUGGUUUCUUUGCAUUUGCUUUGUAAAUAUCAACUGUUCUUUUCAUUAAUUAAUAAAUGAAAUAAGAGGAUUCUGAGUCGCCCAGUCUUUGUGGGUACAUCAACUUCUUCCAAGUCUUAGGAGAUAUGGAAUCAGAGGGUCUAAUCACACAAUAAGAGAAAAGAAUCAUCAAGUAGAAAUUAACCAUAAAGGAACCCUCCCUCAUGCUGCUAUUGUCUAAAUAAUAGGAAGAAACCUAGAUCAAAUCGGAAUUGCUAUCACUCUUGUCUUCUUUCCAGAUGACUCGUUCCAAAUCACACACUCAAGAAUUUAGUUCAUCCAAAAAACAAGGACAACAAUUUCAAACGCAAACCAUCUAACUCAUGGAUCAACUAAUCAUCCAAUUGAAGUGCAUGCAACAAUAUGCCAAUCAACAGGUAAUUGAGUCUAGCCUAUUAUUGCAUUAGAUCACCUAAGAUUUUAAGUCUAAAAUUGAACAACUCAGAAAUAUACUCGACUCAUUGGAUCAAGAUGAAGACGUCGAUUAAUCCUAUGUUGAACUGCUCCAAUCUAACUAUUAAUAGAUUAAGCAAAGGUAUUCUCGUUACAUGAAUUCGCUCCUUGAAUUGAUGGAUGAGAAAGUCGAACCCAAAGAUAUCCAGGCAUUCCUAAACACCUUCCUAAAUCAACUCAUCGGGUGUUAGACUUACAGUUUCAUACUCCUCAAAGAUCAAAAGGUUCAAAUUCACCAGGAGGACAAGUUCGAAGAAUUCCAAAUCACCAAAGAUGUCCUUGAUGAUUUGGUUAAUCUACAACAAAUAACCGAGGUCCACUCUUUGAACACUCUCAAACAGUACUACCAAAGUCCUAAUAAUUUUAUACUCAAACUCACAGAUUACUAAUACUUUGUGAUGCAAUUGGAUCCCAACUUCAUGUCAUUUGUUAUGUUGUCCAAAAAGUAUAAUUACAUGGACUCCUUGAUAGAAUUAGCUCAAUUUGUAAUAUAUACUUCAUAACAAAUCAAAGUCCAGUACUUCAGCAUACUGUCUAUUGGAGACACUGUCUUGGAAUUUGGUCUAGAAAUAGUCAGAUGCUCCAAGUAUCUACUCAUUGAGAAUAUACUCUAAACCAUCAACAAACAAUAUUAAAUCCACGAGAUCUUUGAAAACUAACCCAAUGUGAUCACUCUCAAAUUUAAGGAUUCCUCCUCUCAACAUCUAUUUGCCUCCAAUCUAGAUCUCAAAAAACAAUAAGACUUGCUGAUCUAUAACACUGUCAAUCAAAUCUACCAACGAUAUCAGCAGUUUAUUAAAUAGUGCUACGAGAGAAUGCAAUUCUACAAGUACUUUUUAAGAUCUAAAAACUUAUUCAUGAUUGAUUUUGAUAAACAGGGUCGCCUGCGUUUUUUGAGCAGAGCCUUAUCGCAGAAGAUUAAAAUGUAAUUUCAUAUUGAAAAAAUCUAAAUUGACUCUACCUACAAGUAGAUCUUCAUAUAGAAUCAGCAAAUGCUUCAAAAUAUUGAAAAUUAUAUUAGCAAUGCUAAGUGGAAAUUAACUCAGCAGGAGGAGGAUUAAAAUAAACCAUAUGAAAUAUUCAUAAGGAAGGAGGAGAAGCACUUCAAAGGAUUCACCUUGAUCCUCUUAGAAAAUGAAUGGGUCCGUAAAAAGACUCAGCCUCCAACGAAUGGAAAGACAAUUAAACAAUAAUUGUUGUAGACAGAGACCUUGGAUUACAUUAAGAAACUUGAAGAAUUUAAUCCUGACAUCAGAAACUCCGUAGUUGCAAUGUACAUGCCUUAAAUAUAGGAAUGCAAUUCUAAUGCUUAACAAACUCAAAAGACUCCAACUUUGGUGUUUAGAAAGAUUGACAAGGGACAAGUUGUUGGAAAGAAUAGCUUCUUCUUUAAACAAAGGGAGGAAGAGAGAAGGUUUAUGAAAACGAAUCCAAAUAAGUUUAAUGAGUCUCACCUAACUCUUAGAGAAGAAGACAGCUAGUUGGAUUCUCUAGAUUUCAACAUUCAUUUAGUAAUAUUUAUUACUAGUAUUUAGAUUAAGUCUACAGUGGAGAAGUAGAGAAUAGUUUGGUCAAUGCUGGAAAGAAACAACUUUAAUUAAAUGUUUGCGUUGCCUUAAGACAAAUUGAUCAACUUUUUGAUUGAAAUGGAAUCUCAAUACAAUAUGAACAACAACCCUUAUCACAAUUUCGAUCAUGGAGUAGCAGUGAUGCAGGCUGUCAAUUGUUUUAUCAAAUCAUUGACAAAUCAAUUAGAUUAACAAUUCUUUAACAAUAUUACUAAGUUUUGUUUAUUGUUGUCAGCCUUAUGUCACGAUGUUGCUCAUACAGGUAAGACCAAUGCCUAUGAAGCUAAUUCAAUUAGUCAAUUGGCUAUCCGUUAUCAUGACAAAGUGAUACUGGAACAACAUCAUGCAGCAACGACUAUUAAGAUCUUGAGAGAUGAUUAGACUAAUAUUCUUUGCAACUUUUCUGAUUAGGAUUUCAGAACCUUUAGGAAAUAACUAAUUUCCAACAUCUUGUCGACUGAUAUGCAAGAGCACUUCAAGAUGCUGAAGGAAUUCGAAUCCAGAAUUGAAUAAUAUGGUAAUGAUCCUGAAGACUUAUCGUUGUUAUGUGGGAUGAUCACUCACGCUGCUGAUUUUAAUGGGACUGCAAGGAAGUGGCCUCAAAGUAGAUUGUGGAGUGAUAAAAUCAAUUAAGAGUAUCGGGCUCAGUAUGCGGAGGAGGGUAAGAAAGGCUAUCCUCAAUAGCCGUUUAUGAAAGAUCUAGACAAGUUGCACGUGAUGUCUAAGAAUGAAAUUGGGUUCAUCAAGGUCAUAGUUAGGCCAUUGUAUCAUCAGAUGAACUAGUUUGGCAAAGGAGCGUUUUAAGUCUGUGUGGAUAAUUUGGAUGAAACCACAUUUGAAUGGGAGAAAGUGUAUUAGUAAGAGUUGAAGGCAUAGCAAUAAUAAGGUAAUCAAUGA
This is a messenger RNA of Paramecium tetraurelia, 3024 nucleotides long. RefSeq lists its product as uncharacterized. Gene Ontology annotation, molecular function: 3',5'-cyclic-nucleotide phosphodiesterase activity. The record is from RefSeq and is a predicted model, not a curated record. Gene Ontology annotation, biological process: signal transduction. NCBI's taxonomy places the organism in Eukaryota, Ciliophora, Oligohymenophorea, Peniculida, Parameciidae. The transcript has 5 exons.